AUGAAAUUAACUUACAUUGUCGGUCUUCUCGCAGUAACGGUCCUCGCAUCCGCCAAGAUGGAGGUCAAGCGUGGUGCUGACCAAAACGGAUCUCUUGACAAAGCUAUUCAAAGCGGUCAGUGGAUCGAAGACCUUUGGGGUGCCGGUAACUACCCAAACAACGGGGAGAGCAAGGGCGAAUCAAAGCAGCCAGAAGAAGGCAAGAAGGAAGGUAAUGAAAACAAGGAAUCAUCUGAGCCAUCCAAGCAGCCAGAGGAUAAUAAAAAAGAAACACCAGCAAAGCAACCAGAGGAAAAUCAAAAAGAAUCACCAAAGGAGCCAGAAAGUGGAAACAAGGAGAAAGGAAGCCAGGUCCAAAAGGACAAGUGUGGAUACACUCCUGAGGAGAAGGAGAAGUUUAUCGCCUCUGGCAAAUACGAUCCAUGUCUUUUCAAUUGA
Messenger RNA from Wallemia ichthyophaga EXF-994, 438 nucleotides. RefSeq lists its product as uncharacterized. Lineage: Eukaryota; Fungi; Basidiomycota; Wallemiomycetes; Wallemiales; Wallemiaceae. Bases 1 to 438 code for a protein of 145 amino acids. The transcript has 2 exons. The record is from RefSeq and is a predicted model, not a curated record.